UUUCACAUUCGCAAGCCCAAUUCCCAAUUCCAUCCCAACAAAACCAAACGCCGCAUGAUCAAGAGCCAUCUGGGUUUUGGGUCAAGGCCUUCUUCAGCUUUAAUUUAUCUCACUGAAACGUUCGCUCGAUGCAGGUUUGAAAGGCUCGCAUAGAGUUAGGAUUUAGGAGAUGGACUUUACAUUGCCAAUUGUGAAUGCCACAACAGCGGUGAUUGAUCGUGUCUCAGCUGCAUUCAACACACCUGUUGCCUGUGCAGUCGUCUUCGGGGUUCAUAUCGAUGGUUACUUGGUUGCGGGAGGACUACUUAUUGCGUUCAUUGUGUUUCAGCUUUCCAGAAAGAGCUACAAACCUCCAAAGAAGCCACUUUGCGAGAAGGAAGUUGAUGAGCUAUGUGAUGAAUGGCAACCAGAACCUUUAUGUCCUCCAAUCAAAGAGGGUCCCCAAAUUGACACACCAAUCUUGGAAAGUGCUGCUGGACCACAUACGACCAUUGAUGGGAAGGAAGUUGUGAACUUUGCAUCAGCAAACUACCUUGGUUUAAUUGGCAACGAGAAAAUUACUGAUUCCUGUGUUGGUGCGUUGAAAAAAUAUGGCGUUGGAUCAUGCGGUCCACGUGGCUUUUAUGGAACAAUUGAUGUCCACCUUGACUGCGAGGCAAAAAUAGCUAACUUCCUGGGAACCCCAGACUCCAUUUUGUAUUCAUAUGGGAUAUCUACAAUAUUCAGUGUGAUA
Triticum dicoccoides is the source of this 733-nucleotide messenger RNA. Its product is annotated as long chain base biosynthesis protein 1a-like. The transcript has 7 exons. The record is from RefSeq and is a predicted model, not a curated record. Gene Ontology annotation, cellular component: endoplasmic reticulum. NCBI's taxonomy places the organism in Eukaryota, Viridiplantae, Streptophyta, Magnoliopsida, Poales, Poaceae. Gene Ontology annotation, biological process: sphingosine biosynthetic process; ceramide biosynthetic process. The annotation marks the transcript as partial. Gene Ontology annotation, molecular function: serine C-palmitoyltransferase activity.